AUGGCUGAUUGUAUAUAUGACCGAUUAGUUGCCAUAUACAGCCGCACACAUCAGGGUGACCUGAUCCAAUGUUUUGGCGGCGACGUACAUUCGGUGCAUUCAAUCUGGUUUCUUAUCGAACAACAGCUCAACCCGCAAGAGUUCAAUUCAUACCAUUCUCUGUCAAACACUGCCACUGAUGGGCUCUCUUCCCCUUCCCAACUUGUCAACAUUCACGAGCUUCGCCUGCCUCAUCCGUCCACCAUCGUGGGGAUUGCACUACGUCCGGGUAGCACUGGACUUUCUAUUUCGUAUUUUGAGGAGUUCUUUUGCUAUCUGUUGCUACAGCAGAUUGCGCGACUUUCCAUUGUCCUGAUGGGCAACCAAGCCAUUGCGGAUGUCUCAAUUGCACAACAGGUGGUUGAUCUUUGCAAUGAUGAGCUGUUGAUUCAUCCCUCGAACUCUCAAUGGGAGGCCGUGGGUCGGGACUAUUUCUUGCAAAAAAUAUGCUUCUUCACUUCACGAGAAUUGACUAUUGAAAUGUGCUUACCUGCAUUUCCAUGCAAAUCCUCAAACCCAGAUAAGGUUGCCGGGGCACUUCCAGACCGUGGUGAAGAGCUAGCUCUUCGGCGACUCUAUUCGGUUUCACGAAAAAUAAAGUCAAUCUACGAGCCCGGUGUGAGAAUUUGCAUUAUAAGCGAUGGACACGUGUUUAGUGACUGCAUCGGAGUGGACGACGACAAAGUGGACGAAUAUGGCCUUCGACUACAUGAGCUCAAUGAAUCCAUAGCCCUCCAGGAAGGGCAGCCUGGUGUAGUCUCAUUUCAGUCUCUGAGAGACAUCUUUCAUUCAACUCCAAAAAGUGUUCUCGGAGAGACAGGAGCGUGUCAAAUAGAGCUACCCAUUCUUGAACACUUUCUUGGCACCAGUAUUGCGAACGAAACUGAAUUUUGCCGACAAGCAUUGGCAUUGGCUUGCCAACCAAACAGAAGCUCCUUAAGGACCCUGAUAAAAGGCCAGGAUCCCGCAAUUGUCGCACUCUAUCGUGGGUUUUCGCGUUUCAUGUUAGAGGAUCUUGCAUUGCAUCCUCGCUCACAGUCAACUUCACGAUCACAGAGGAAGAAAGUCGCUGAGAAGAUAUCAUUUGAAAUGUUGCUACGCAACCAAGCUUACUCCAACCUUGUGGAAUUGUUUUUCCCCGUGCACGUGCGACUUUCGAUCCACGCCCAUGUUAACUCUGGCCCCAAAUUUGGCAUCUCGUUAUUUGAUCGAUCGAAAACUCGCGUGAUUGACAAUUUAAACGACCUGUCGAGCAUUGCGAAGCCGUCCCAUGACCUCCUGCAUAUUCCAACCCCGUGGCACAACUGCGUUUUCCAAGUAUCGGGAAGUGACUUCACAUAUAUCACCAAAUCUAAGGUAAUCCAUGAUGCUCGAAUGUCAGGCCUUAUUCGAGGACACUGGGUCAGGCAAGACCGAGACAGCGCUUCGGGUGGGUAUUUCCAUGUCGAUGCUCCCGAACGGACUGAGACAAGUCAGAUCACCGCUGUGAGCACUUCAAAGUCUCCAAUCGUUUCAUCUGUUCCUGCAAGGGCUAUUCCCGCGACGGAAGAUAUGGCGAUCAAUACUAAGAGGACAAAACUCGGAGUUCCCAUUCUCAUGGCCCCCACUCCCAUGCUCCAGGAGGAAUGGGUGUGGCAUCCUGAGCUACGUGUUGAGAUCUAUUGA
Penicillium waksmanii is the source of this 1704-nucleotide messenger RNA. Its product is annotated as isocyanide synthase family protein. Bases 1 to 1704 code for a protein of 567 amino acids. NCBI's taxonomy places the organism in Eukaryota, Fungi, Ascomycota, Eurotiomycetes, Eurotiales, Aspergillaceae. The record is from RefSeq and is a predicted model, not a curated record. The transcript has 3 exons.